AUGGGUCUGGAUCAUACACCAGAGAAAAAGGACGAGGAGACAGACCUCAAGCUCCGGAUCCACCAGCGUGGCCAAAUCAAGCGGAGAGUCACGCUCAUCAACCGAAGCUUGAUGGAAGCCGAAGACGACGCGACAAAAAUGUCAUUAACGCUGCUAAAGGUGUUCCAGAAAAAACUCGAUGUACACUACCAAGAGUACACCGCAGUGCAUCGGGAGAUUUUGGAAGCAUGUCCAGCAUCGAAAUUUGAGGAGCAGGACGAAAUGUUGAUGGCAUUCGAUUCCCUCCACAUCGAGGCUUUGGAGAGAAUCGAGCUUCUCUCCGCGAAGCUGACACCAACCCUUGCUCCCAUCCAUAGCACGGUCAACGCCCCGGUUAUUGUGCAACAACAACCACUGCGAGCUCCCAUUCCCAGCUUCGAUGGGAAGGUCGAAAACUGGCCAAAGUUCCGGACAAUGUUCGAAGACAUCGUCGUUCGCAGCAAUGAAUCGGAUGCAAUGAAAUUGCAUCAUCUGGACAAGGCGCUCAUCGGUGAUGCUUCUGGAUGGAUAACAGCAAAAAUCAUCCAGGACAACAACUUCCAUCAGACGUGGAAACAGCUGAAGGACCAGUUCGAGAACCCCCGCGUCAUCGUCGAUACCCAUCUGGCUGGUCUCUUGGAGCUGAAGCCUAUCCCGAAGCGGAACCACAAGGACUUAAUGGAGCUGGUAAAGACAAUCCACCGGCACAUUGGAGGUUUGGAAUACCAAGGCAUCCAAGUCGACGCCAUGUCUGGUCUGCUGCUGACGAAGAUCAUCACUGCACGGCUAGACGACCAGACUCUGCAGCUGUGGGAACGAGCACAGGAACAUGGCCAACUACCUGACUUCAACGAGACGAUGAAAUUCCUACAGAGCGAGUGCCAAGUACUGGAAAGGUUCCAGAAUCGACCCCAGGCAGCUACCGGAAAGGAAGGAAGUCCCAAACCAUCAACCAGUAAACUUCCGAGCCAGCGAUCACACGCCGCGUCCCCUGCACCUUCAUUACAUUCCUGUUUCAUAUGCGGAGAAAGCCAUCGCCACUUUGAGUGUCCAGUCUUUAACAAACUGGAACCAGCGAGACGCAGCGAGAAAGUGAAGGAACUAAAACUGUGCUUUAACUGCCUUCGCUCCGGCCAUCGAUCUAGGGAGUGCCAAUCAAACAAGACCUGCUCAAAAUGCCAUCGAAAGCAUCAUACGCUGCUGCAUGAAGACACCAACCCAGUACCUGCGAAGCCUACCAUCCCCAUGCCAAGGGUGACUACAACUCCAGCCGUGCAAUUCGAGCAGCAUCCAGUACCAUUUUCCCAUCCUUCAGCAAACACCGCCGUACCCAAUAACCGACCGAUUCAGCAGAAAACUGCGAUGCUUAUGACAGCCCUGGUAAACUUGAGGAACUCCCACAAUUGUACGAUACCCUGCCGUGUGCUGCUGGAUUCCGGUUCACAAGUCAGUUUCGUCUCAAAGACACUCGCCGACCGCCUGUCACUGCAAAGGAUUCCAACGCUUGUGCCCAUCACCGGAGUGGGUGCUGUCAGAACCUGCGCCCGCGAGAAGAUCAACGUUGCAGUGGAAUCCAGAUGUUCCAGUUUCUCAACUACCGUUGAGUGUCUGGUGAUUCCCAAAGUGACAGGAGUCAUCCCGACGACCCAGUUGGACGUUUCGAAUUGGCCAAUACCCCCAGAUGUGUUCUUAGCUGACCCUGAUUUCCAUACGCCUGGCCAAAUCGACAUGUUGCUAGGCGUGUCCCACUUCUUGCGUCUGCUUAAAUCGGCAAGGAUGCAGCUACGAGAUGACCUACCCGAACUUCAGGAGACGCACCUUGGAUGGGUCGUUGCAGGAGACGUCGAGGAGCAAAAAAACGACCAGCAAUGCUGCAUCGCAACCACCGCAUCACUUCCCGAGACCAUGAAGAGGUUUUGGGAAGUAGAAGAGCUCGAGGAUGCCGACGAACCCACGGAGCAUGAAGUAUGCGAAAGGAAUUUCCUUGCCACCCACCGCAGAGACGAAGACGGAAGAUAUGUUGUUUCCCUGCCCUUCCGUGAGUUUCCGCCUCAGCUGAAGGACAACCGAGAGCUGGCCCUGCGCCGCUUCCUGUCACUUGAGAGACGUAUGAAGAAGGAUCAUUCUUUGAAGCUUCAAUAUGCAAAGUUCAUCGAUGACUACGAAGCCCUCGGCCACUGUCAUGAAAUUAAGGAAGAAUUCGACGCACCAAACCAGGCACGCUACUACUUGCCCCACCAUGCAGUUCUACGGCCAUCUAGUUCCAGCACAAAGCUCCGAGUAGUCUUCGAUGCAUCAGCAAAGGCUUCUAUGGCCGAUGCAGCACUCAACCAAGCGCUCAUGGUAGGAGCAACGGUCCAAAACGACAUCUUCGUCAUCCUCGUGCGGUUCAGGAAGCACUUCAUCGUGUUCACGGCCGAUAUAUCGAAGAUGUAUCGGCAGAUCAAGGUGAUACCAGCUCACUCGUGCUUCCAGCGCAUCUUUUGGCGUUCCGAUCCAACACUCCCUCUGCGCGUUUUGGAAUUGACCACGGUUACGUAUGGAACAGCAUGCGCCCCUUUCCUUGCAACCAGAUGCCUGCUACAGCUGAGCAACGAUGAAGCUACCUCGUUCCCAUUGGCCGCCAAAAUCAUCCGAGAAGAUUGUUACGUCGACGACAUACUGUCUGGAGCAAGCACCGUACCAGAAGCCAUCGAAUGUCAGACCCAGCUCCUUAGCAUCCUGAAAACCGCUGGAUUCCCGGUCCACAAGUGGAGCUCUAAUUCACCUGAACUGUUACAACGCAUCCCUGAAGCUGAUCGAGAGGAGCUGGUAACCGUGAGCGAUGGCUGUGAAGGAGUGCUGAAAACAUUGGGACUAACCUGGAGUCCACAACGGGAUGAAUUUGCAUUCGUCACAAAUCAUCUUAUCGAGCAGUCAAAGACACCUACAAAACGAUCCGUUCUGUCGGAAAUAAGCAAGUUGUUCGAUCCGAUAGGCCUGUUGUCGCCAGUGAUCAUAAUCGCCAAGCUCAUCAUGCAGAAGAUUUGGAUGGCAGGAAUCCCAUGGGACACCUGCCUGGAAGGAGACCUGCUUCAGGAGUGGCUGCAGUUCCGGUCGUCCUUGCAGAACGUGAACAGCAUUAGAAUCCCGAGCAUUGUAUCUACGUUGCAUCUUUCCCGACGGAACUGCGAGUCUUCGUUUAGUCUGCAGCAAAUCUAA
Molecule: messenger RNA, 3219 nt
Organism: Anopheles stephensi (Asian malaria mosquito)
Lineage: Eukaryota; Metazoa; Arthropoda; Insecta; Diptera; Culicidae
Exons: 2
Coding region: 1-3219 (1072 amino acids)
Molecular function (GO): nucleic acid binding; zinc ion binding
Source: RefSeq, a predicted model, not a curated record